ACGUGGACUCCUGGUUUCUUCUCUGGCAGCGGCCGGGUGCGGCGCUAUUUCAGGGCUGGCGAGGACUCGAGAACAGGUAAAAAUAGACGCGUGCUCCCUUCCCUACUUCCGCCGGGUCACGUGGUGCGCCUGCGCCGUGCUGCGCCUGCGCCGCGGUGCGCGAACAUUCCCGUCCGGCGCGGCGCUCGCUCCUCACCCUUGGGGUCCGGCGCGGCCGAGGCCCCGCCUCGCCCGCGCGCUCCCGCCGCCGACCAUGCCCGCGGGCGUGUCCUGGCCCACCUACCUGAAGAUGUUAGCGGCCAGCCUCCUGGCCAUGUGCGCGGGCGCCCAGGCGGUGCACAGGUUCUACCGCCCCGACCUGACGAUACCUGAAAUCCCACCAAAGCCUGGAGAACUCAGGACAGAGCUUUUGGGACUGAAGGAAAAAAAACACGAACCUCAGGUUUCUCAGCAAUAGAAACUGCUACAUUUGAUGAUGCCAAGAGCCCUGGGAAUAAGUCAUUUGUAUAAUUUAUGGAACCCAACUCCUGGUCCUUAAGCAUCUGAUUCAGUUACCGUGGGAAGAGAUGCUGCAGGGAUAUGCACUGAUAGGGUGCGGUUUUUUGUAGUUUGAUCAAUACCUUGAAAACUGCCAAACUGCAUAUUCUGAGCUUUGAAUAUAUGAUUUGGAAGAUACCGAGGAACAUGUGAAAGAGUAUUUUCACUGCCUCCUGCCAUUACAAUUAUGGUUUAUUUCUCUGAGCACAAUUGAUUGUAGUGGCAAGUGGGAAUUAUAAAUGUAAUAAAAAGUGAUUUUGCAGUGAG
Messenger RNA from Chinchilla lanigera (long-tailed chinchilla), 804 nucleotides. It is a transcript of the gene CUNH12orf73, whose product is annotated as chromosome unknown open reading frame, human C12orf73. The record is from RefSeq and is a predicted model, not a curated record. NCBI's taxonomy places the organism in Eukaryota, Metazoa, Chordata, Mammalia, Rodentia, Chinchillidae. Gene Ontology annotation, cellular component: mitochondrion. Gene Ontology annotation, biological process: mitochondrial respiratory chain complex III assembly. Bases 254 to 457 code for a protein of 67 amino acids. The transcript is spliced from 2 exons.